Messenger RNA from Pungitius pungitius (ninespine stickleback), 1780 nucleotides. It is a transcript of the gene bcat2, whose product is annotated as branched chain amino-acid transaminase 2, mitochondrial. The transcript is spliced from 10 exons. Lineage: Eukaryota; Metazoa; Chordata; Actinopteri; Perciformes; Gasterosteidae. The coding region runs from base 370 to 1362 and encodes 330 amino acids. Gene Ontology annotation, molecular function: branched-chain-amino-acid:2-oxoglutarate transaminase activity. Gene Ontology annotation, cellular component: mitochondrion. The record is from RefSeq and is a predicted model, not a curated record. Gene Ontology annotation, biological process: L-leucine biosynthetic process; L-valine biosynthetic process.
UCGCAGGCACUCCAUGGACGCCGCGUCCAGGCUCUCCCUUUGUCCUUGGGCUCCCUGCGGAACGCCAGUUCCUUUAAGUCUAAUUUAAUUGUGUCGAGUUGCUGAGUCGGCCUCCACUGACUUUUUAGCUUUUAAAAAAAAAAAUCCUGCUCUGUCAAUAACGCCGAUUUAACGAAAGAAAUAAAAAAUCAAUCCCCGCUGUCGUCGCCUGCUCUGCUCUCGUCCCCGCUGCGUCUCUCCCUUUGUCCCCGCCUCGCUUGCCCGUCCUCCGGCCCCCAGGCGUCGGAUCUGGUCGUCGAGCGCAACGCGGCGGGCAAGCCCAAGCCCGACCCCUCCACCCUGGUGUUCGGCAAGCACUUCUCCGACCACAUGCUGACCAUCAACUGGUCGGCGAAGGCCGGCUGGGAGGCGCCUCGGAUCAAACCGUUCCAGAACCUGUCGCUGCACCCGGCCACCUCCGCCCUGCACUACUCCAUCGAGCUGUUCGAAGGCAUGAAGGCGUUCCGAGGAGAGGACAACCACAUCCGGCUGUUCCGCCCCAUGCUGAACAUGGCGAGGAUGCAUCGGAGCGCCGAGAGGAGCAGCCUCCCCCUCUUUGAGAAGGAGGAGCUGCUCAAGUGCAUCAGCAAGCUGGUGGAGGUGGACCAGGACUGGGUCCCCUUCUCUCAGGACGCCAGCCUCUACAUCCGACCCACCUUCAUCGGCACCGACCCGUCGCUCGGCGUGUCCCACCCCAGCGAAGCCAUGAUCUUCGUCAUCGUGGGCCCGGUGGGGCCUUACUUCGCCACCGGCUCCUUCAGCCCCGUGUCCCUGCUGGCCGACCCCUCCUUCGUCCGGGCGUGGAAAGGAGGCGUCGGGGCCUACAAGAUGGGAGGUAACUACGGGCCGACGAUAGCGGUGCAGAAGGAGGCGGUGAAGCGCGGCUGCCAGCAGGUCCUCUGGCUGUACGGAGAGCAGGAGGAGAUCACCGAGGUCGGCACCAUGAACCUCUUCAUCUACUGGACCAAUGAGAAAGGAGAGAAGGAGUUGUUCACCCCCCCCCUGGACGGCAUCAUUCUCCCAGGAGUCACCAGGCAGUCUCUGCUGGACUUGGCCAGGAACUGGGGUGAGUUCAAGGUCACAGAGCGGACGAUGGGCAUGAAGGAGCUUCUGGGGGCUCUGGACUCCGGGAAGAUCCUGGAGGUGUUCGGGGCCGGGACGGCCUGCGUCGUGUCUCCAGUCGGCAGCCUCCUCUACGGGGAAAAGACAUACGAGAUCCCGACCAUGCGGAACGGGCCCGACCUGGCCAAGAGGUUCCACAAAGAGCUUACUGACAUUCAGUACGGACGCACGGCGAGCGAAUGGGCCCCGCUGGUCAUUUAACCACCGCUGCACAUGCCAGUUGUAUCAACAGUUCAAUUUAGACGACCAGCAGAGCCCCGCCCCCCCCCCUUACCACUCCCCCACCCCCCCCCAAACAAACAAACACACACACACUCAAGAGGACGAGGACGCUUCUCUGUCUCUUUUCCUCGUCUCUGUUCCGUUGGGCUGCGCUCGGGGGGCUUGAAUGUAACCGCUUGCUUUGGGAAGCAGAAAUGGCGACGACGUGCAAUGUGUUGACCCAACGCGCCCCCCCCCCCCCCCCACACACACACACAACAAAAAAAACAGCUGGGGAGGGGAAAAACGAGCAAACGCAGCCAAAUGAUUAAAAGGUAAAACAACGAUGUGAUGUGGUGAAAUGUUCAAAUCUUGCAGCUGAUUGGUCAACUCAAAAAAAAAAAAGAUUCCACUGCUU